Telopea speciosissima is the source of this 2008-nucleotide messenger RNA. RefSeq names its product rhodanese-like domain-containing protein 6. NCBI's taxonomy places the organism in Eukaryota, Viridiplantae, Streptophyta, Magnoliopsida, Proteales, Proteaceae. Bases 42 to 1886 code for a protein of 614 amino acids. The record is from RefSeq and is a predicted model, not a curated record. The transcript is spliced from 9 exons.
GUGUGUCUCUGAGAGAGAGAGAGAGAGAGACAGAGAGAGAGAUGUCACAGAAGGAAGAGGAAGAAGAGGGCGUCCUCCUUUACUAUAAAUUCGUCUCUGUCCCGGACACGCAGGAGCUCGUUAGCUUCUACGAUUUGAAUUGCCGAUCACUCGGUCUCCUUGGUCGAGUUCGUAUCGCCUCAGAUGGUGUUAAUGUCACGGUUGGUGGAAAAUUAUCCUCACUGGAGAAACAUAUUGCUGUUCUUAAGUCAAAUAACUUAUUUGAAGGCACCGACUUCAAGCUUGCAUCUUGCCAUUGCCCUUCAAAUGAAAUAAUUGCCGAAGAAUGUGGAUUCACAUCACUUUCCAUUCGAGUUGUCAAGGAACUAGUUACAUUUUCUUCUCAUCCUCUUUUGAAGUCACCCGCUAUUUCUAAUGCUGGCAAACAUCUCUCUGCAGUUAGGUUUCAUUCUGUUCUUCAGCGUGGUGGUACAGUUUUGGAGAACCAGGAUUCUACUCAGAAUAGAAGACUUAUUUUGUUGGAUGCAAGGAAUCUAUAUGAGACAAGAAUUGGGAAGUUUCAGACCCCAAAUGUUCAGACUUUGGAUCCAGAGAUCAGGCAAUAUAGUGAUCUUCCUGCCUGGAUAGAUAAUCAUUCUGAGCAAUUGCAAGGAAACUGCGUUCUCAUGUAUUGCACUGGAGGAAUAAGAUGUGAGAUGGCUUCAUCAUAUAUUAGGUCAAAGGGUGCUGGUUUUGAGCAUGUGUACCAGCUUUUUGGUGGAAUACAACGGUAUUUGGAACAAUUUCCUGAUGGUGGUUUCUUCAAAGGAAAGAAUUUUGUUUUUGAUCACAGAAUUUCUGUUGGAAGCUCUGCCCCUGACAUUGUUGGAUCCUGUCUGCUUUGUGGUUGUGCCUUUGAUGAUUAUUCGUCAAGAAGCCGAUGCACUUAUUGUCGGAUGCUGGUCUUGAUCUGUGAUGGUUGUAAGGGGAAGGGUGGUGCCUUAUAUGUUUGCGAGCUCUGCCAGAAACAUAGUAAUCGAGGACAAAUGGAGGAUAAUCAAUCUCCAAAAGUGUCAACUCCAGAUGAUAACUCUGAAGCUGUUGGUCUUGAAUCUUCUACCUUGUCUGAUUGUACAACAUUGCUUCCUGAAGUCCCUUGGAAACAUGAUUCCAGGUUUUCAAGACGUCUCCGAAUCCUUUGCUUGCAUGGAUUUCGGCAAAAUGCCUCAAAUUUCAAGGGAAGAACAGCAUCAUUAGCCAAGAAACUUAAGAACAUUGCAGAGCUUGUUUUUGUUGAUGCACCCCAUGAAUUGCCCUUCAUUUAUCAAGCUCGUCAAGCUAAAACUUGUAACAUUUCUCCAGUGCAACAAAGUCCACCACCAGGGGAGAAGUGUAAGAAGAGGUAUGCUUGGUUGGUUGCACCCGAGUUCAAUGGAUCAAGGGGAACAGAUUGGGAGAUGGCGAGCAAAACAUUUGAUCCUCUACAGUACCAGCAACAAACUGGUGGCUUUGAUAUAUCACUAGCUUAUCUGGAGACUGUCUUCUCUCAGAAAGGGCCGUUUGAUGGGAUCCUGGGAUUCUCACAGGGUGCAGCGAUGGCCGCAGCAGUCUCUGCAGAACGAGGAAAAAUGGAUAGUGAAAUCGAUUUCAGAUUUGUGAUUUUAUGCUCUGGAUUUGCUCUAAAUUUUGCUCAUGUCAAGCCAAGAUCAAUCAACUUCCCUUCUCUUCAUAUUUUUGGGAAUUGCAAAGGUAAAGACAGGCAGAUAGCAUGCCACACCAGCAAGGAGCUUACUGGGUUAUUUGAGGAAGGCUGCUCAGUGGUCAUUGAACAUGAAUCAGGCCAUAUAAUUCCUACACAGUCUCCUUAUAUUGACCAGAUCAAAGCUUUUCUUCAGCGUUUUGUCUGAUUCUUGCAGUGAUUGCAUUUGAUAUGCACCUGCAUCUAACCUUUGUUAAGUAAACUGGACAUUAUAUUUGAGGCCUUGAGAACUAGAGUCUCAACACAUGAAAUCUAACAACUGUCCUGUUA